AUGAGCCUGUUGCUUAACAUUUAUGAUUUCAACGACCAACAAUCCCAACACUCCCUCGCGAUUCCCGAGGACGACCUCGGCGUUAAGCGCGUGAAGGACCUCAAGAAGCGGAAGCGCGAGGAGCCUGUUGCUUCGGGGACUCUCAGGAUCUGGAAUCUCGAGUUCAUUGAAGAAGAAGAUGAGGAAGGCGAGGGUGCGGUUGAGAAGAGGGUUUGGGAGUGGAGGAAGAGAUUGGUGGAGAAGAUGAACGGGAUUGAGCUGAAUCUUGAAGGGGUUAAGUUCAAGCUUGAUGUUGCUGUUCCCGUUUCGGAUGAUUUUGAGGCAAUGAAGAAAGAUUGGGAACAGUUUUUUGCGUUUGAUACUCGAGGGUACUAUAGAGGGAAGCGUGAUCCAGAUACGAUUAUUUUGAGGGGUGUGCCCUCACGAUGGUUUGCUGAGCCUAGAGUUUCUUCUAAGCCUUCCAUGCUAGUCACACAUACCAUCUUCUCAACAUUUGGCAAGAUAAGGAAUCUUAAUGUUGCUGAGGACGAUGAUCCAGGUAAGGAUGCAAAUGAAGACAACGGAGACCUGGUUUCAGGCCUUUACUGUAAGAUUGUGGUUCAGUUUGAAAAAUAUAGAGACUUCCAUGAUGCAUUGAGAGUUCUAUGUGGUCGCUCAUUGCAAAAGAAAGGAUCGCGAUUAAAGGCUGAUUAUGAAGUUAGCUGGGAUAGAGAUGGAUUUUUUCGGAACACAAGAAAUCAAACACAAGAAAAGACCAACAGAGUGUCAACAAUGGCAGCAGAUCGUUACAAAAGUGAAGUUCCUAGACGCCAUACCCCUUAUGCUCGCCACAGCCAGAGAAUGUGCGACCAAGGAUUUAAAUUCAAAAUGCUUCAUCAAUAACAUAUAUUAAAGCACCCAAAUUUAAGUAUAUGUAUAUUAAAGAUUAUCCAACAUGAUUAA
Molecule: messenger RNA, 942 nt
Organism: Arachis stenosperma
Lineage: Eukaryota; Viridiplantae; Streptophyta; Magnoliopsida; Fabales; Fabaceae
Exons: 5
Coding region: 1-882 (293 amino acids)
Source: RefSeq, a predicted model, not a curated record